Dunckerocampus dactyliophorus (ringed pipefish) is the source of this 2299-nucleotide messenger RNA. Its product is annotated as programmed cell death 1 ligand 1-like. NCBI's taxonomy places the organism in Eukaryota, Metazoa, Chordata, Actinopteri, Syngnathiformes, Syngnathidae. The transcript is spliced from 10 exons. Gene Ontology annotation, cellular component: external side of plasma membrane. The record is from RefSeq and is a predicted model, not a curated record. Gene Ontology annotation, biological process: immune response; cell surface receptor signaling pathway; negative regulation of T cell proliferation. The coding region runs from base 215 to 1282 and encodes 355 amino acids.
AGGCACACGCAUCAAAGAUAAGAAUCGAGAGCUCAAGAGUAGAUUACUUUCUGCUUCUUCUUCCUUAUGAGAAAACAGUAGAACUUCCUUAUUUUCAGAAAAGGGCAGGCCUGAACUAUUAUAAGAAUAUUAAUAUUACAUAACAGAGAAUACACAAUUCCUUUUUUUGAAGCCCUUCUGUUGUGUGACAUACAAGCUGAACCAUAAGGUCUUCAUGCGCUGGUUCCUGGUGGUCAUUUUUCAAGUCGUGAUCCAAGCACGUGUCCAAGCCCUCUUGUUCACCGCUGAGGCGGAGCGGGUGUUCUACACGGCCCAGCUCGGCGACGACAUCCUCAUGGGAUGCCAUUUCUUCCCUUUACCCGCGGACCCGCGCCAGGACGUGAUGGUGUCCUGGUAUCGGAUGGCGGGGGCCUCGGUACAGGAAGUGUAUCGGAUAGAUAACGGGGUGGAGCAAGUUGAAACGCAGCAUCCUGAUUUCAGGGGUCGGGCCAGGCUUCUCACAGAGGACAUUAACGACGGCUGGGCCAGGCUGCAGGUGUCCAGGCUUCGCAUCAAUGACUCGGGGACAUACCAGUGUGUGGUGCGGACAAGCGAAGGCGCCGACUACAAGGACAUGAAGUUGUCUGUUACUGCGCCCUACAAGACGGUGACCAAGAGCAUUCUCAAGGCGGCAGAAGGAGAGGAGCUGCUGCUCACCUGCCAGUCGGAGGGAUACCCGGAGACGGCCGUCGGCUGGGAGGACGCUCGUCGGCAAAAUCUCACGGCCAGCACCAGCGUGCAGCCGUCGGCGGACCACCUGUUUCGAAUCACCAGUCAGAUCCGCGUGGGAUCGCUGGAGGAGAACAACUACACGUGCAGCUUCCGCGACGGCGGACACUCGGCUACUUUUGUCCUUCCAGCCGUCCUCUGGAGCAGCCGGGGGCAGCCGGAUUCGGGUCCUCGGCAUCUCUGGGGGCAAGAUGACGUGGCGCUACACACCUCCAAACAUGUCGUACUAGUCCGUGCACUCCUGGGCACGUGUAUCGCCAUCGCAGCCAUCUGCCUCAUUGCAGUGCUUUUGCUAGCGUAUCCACAUAAAGCUUGCCUUUGCGGGAAAGAAAAGAAGCAAAUGGAGGAGGAGGAAGAAGAAGAAGAAGAAGAAAGGAGAAGUAAUCGAGGUUACAUGGAUGUCUUUCGGAAACGUUGCUUAGCCCUCACCUCCAGAACCAGAAGGCACUCGGGGGCUGCCAAGUGUGCAGACCUUUCCUCACAGACUACAAGACAACUGCUACUUUUUCCUUGAAGUCUUCGGCCGUCCCUGCGCACUCACGCCUGCCACACUUUCACAAACGCUCCCCUCAAGAAUUGUGGGGGCUCAGAAGUGAGUUGCUGCAUUUGUCAGGGUUGCGUUGUUGACGAGGCUUUCGGUCGCUGAUGUCACAGGCGGGGAUUCCUCAGCAUGUGCAGCAAAUGAAACGACGUCACGAAACCAGCGGAGAGAUUCCCCGCCCUCUACGGAAUGCUUUUUGCAUGACUUGACGUGACCUGUUACCUCUUCAUACGUCAGGGAGAAGAAGAUCCUGUGACGCUGUGAACAAUCUGUCUUGGUUUGGGAAGUUAGCCAAAACAGGAACAGGAAGUACAGGUAGCACAAGUUGGACUGAGCCAAACAAGUCUUUAUACUUGUCACGAUGACUUUCUCCAUACGACAAAUACGACUCCAGUGGCUUUUUGUUGUCAAUUCAUUCCAAAAUAAAAGCCGAGACCCUGUUUGUCAUAAGAAAUCAUGUAAAUCCACUUCAUCCAUUUUAUGGAGCAUAAUUCUUUAGUUGUACAUGCAGAAAACAAUGUGGACGUCCUGUAGAUCCAUGCAAGAUGCAACUGAAACGUCUUCUUCACCUUCUUUAUCAAGGUGCUGACGCUCGCAACGUUCUUUGGCCCCCAUGGUGGGUUAUUUUGGAGCUGCACUCCAUAAUAAAUGCUGAGUCAGCAAUGGGUAGCAUGCUUUCUUUGGGAACUCGGAACGACACAGUACGGGACAAUAUUGUGCCAAAACUGAGAAAUUAUUGUGGUGAAGGUUUUACUCAAAAACCAAAUAAUACAAAAACUGUACGAAAAGGGAGUUUCCACCGUACAGUAAAGUGGAGUACAAGCGUGUCCAAAGUGUGGCCCAGGUGCCACUGGUGGCCCAUCAAUGUUUUUUAUUGGCCCGAGAAACAUCCUAGAAAUAUAAUUUCAACAGAAAACUAAAAAAACAACUAGCUGCAACACCAAAAAUGGAAAAAUCAGCAGUCAUUUUCCAAUAAUCAAGUCAAAAUAC